Molecule: messenger RNA, 6053 nt
Organism: Leptopilina boulardi
Lineage: Eukaryota; Metazoa; Arthropoda; Insecta; Hymenoptera; Figitidae
Product: protein bowel-like
Exons: 3
Coding region: 533-2149 (538 amino acids)
Biological process (GO): embryo development; embryonic hindgut morphogenesis; regulation of transcription by RNA polymerase II
Cellular component (GO): nucleus
Molecular function (GO): RNA polymerase II transcription regulatory region sequence-specific DNA binding; DNA-binding transcription factor activity, RNA polymerase II-specific
Source: RefSeq, a predicted model, not a curated record
GCAGCGCUACUAGCGGCCGCCAAAUGGAAAGACUCCCCGUGAGUUUCUUUCGAGUUGCUGUUUGUAGUAUAGUGUAUUUUGUGGUGUGUGCGUGUAGAGUGAGCGUGAGGCCUCACCUGCGUGGGUGUGCGGAGAAGCCUACCUGACGGCGUCCAACACGCAGUUAAAAACCGCGCUCAUUUCAACAAUUCCCAACUUUUGCAAAACAAUAGGAAAAAAAAAAUAGAUAGUGAUUUUUUUAAUCAAAUAUGUGCUACAGUUAACAUUUAGUGGAAAUCAUAGUGCCAAGGUGAACCAUAAGUGUAAGUGUAACUGUGUCUGUGUGUGUAUGUGUUUUCAUGUGUAAGUGAAAUGGUUUCCCAUAACGAGAUCAAAAGAAGCCAACUUUGAUACCAUCAAUAAAAUUUUGGGAUACCAAAAUUUUGGAAGUAUUUUUUCAAAUGGUUUCCAAUAAUUUCAUCAUCAAGAUGAUCAUUCUAGAGGAUUAAAAAGAAAAACACUCAUCUCUUUUUUUACAGUUAAGUUGAAAAAAAUGCCGACAGAUCUUGUGGUGUCGUCGGCCUCUGCCGUGGAUGAUUCCUCCAGAGGUCGCGAUAUGUUGGGUCCAAGACCAUCGUCAAGUUCCUCAUCAAAUGCUGGUCCAUCUUCAUCAUCAAGAAAUUUUGAUCCAUCGGGAGCAUUAGCGGCGUAUCAUCAUCAUCAUCAUAGUUUAGUGGCUGGUUUAGGUCAUCCACAUCAUCGUGAAUCAUCUGCGUUUGUACCUGUAGUACCAUCGAGACUUCAUCUAGCUCCAUAUCCCGGUGAGAUGCAUCAUUUAACCGCACCGCCACAAUCGAGUUCAUCAUCAUCAUCAAAUACCGAUCAUGAGAAUCCAGAAUCAUCAGGAAGAAAAACAUCAUCAAGUUAUGAGAUAAUGGCAAUGAUGGCUGACAAAAGAAAAGAAUUAGCAGCCAGGGGUCUUCUAUUGCCACCUCCACCACUUCUUGAACCACCACCUGGUUAUCCAGUUUUUUCAGGACCAUUUCCUGGUGGUUCAGCUCUCUAUCCACCUGGUGGUCCUCUUGCACAUCAGCAUCUUGAUCGUCGACUUCUUCGCGCACCAGGAAGAGCUUCCCGACCAAAAAAGCAAUUUAUUUGUAAAUUUUGCAAUCGACAAUUCACCAAGAGCUACAAUUUACUUAUACACGAGAGAACGCACACUGAUGAGAGGCCCUAUUCGUGUGAUAUUUGUGGAAAGGCAUUUAGAAGACAGGAUCAUCUCAGGGAUCAUCGAUAUAUUCACAGUAAGGAGAAACCAUUUAAAUGUGGUGAAUGUGGCAAAGGAUUUUGUCAAAGUCGAACAUUGGCGGUACACAAAAUUCUACACAUGGAGGAGUCACCACAUAAGUGUCCGGUUUGUGCACGAAGUUUUAAUCAACGUUCAAAUUUAAAGACACAUCUUUUAACUCACACGGAUCAUAAACCCUAUGAGUGUACAUCUUGUGGUAAGGUAUUUCGCAGAAAUUGUGAUCUUCGAAGACACGCAUUAACACAUGCUGUUGGUGAUGUUCCACCUGAGGCAUUAGAAGAGGCACUACGCGAUGAAGACAGUCCCGAGGAGGACGGUGCUCCAGAACCUGGUCCAUCAACCUCCUCCUCAUCCUGUUCAUCGAAUUCAUCAAUAAAUCCUUCCACAUCAUCAUCAUCAUCAUCAGGAUCAUCGAUAAAUUAUUCCAAUCCUCAAUCGACGCCAUCAAGGCCACAGUUGCAAAUAAGAAGAGAUCUUCUUCAGGUGAAACCACCAUCAUCAUUAACAGUGAACAGUGGAAAUUUGGCUGUUACACAAAAUCCACCACCACCAUUGCCACCGCCUCCACCAUUAAUAUUGUCAUCAUAUCGACGAAGGCUUGGUUCACCGGGUCCAUCUCGUGUUCUUUUGGAAUUACAGGAAAGAGAAAAGGAGAGAGAACGCGAAAUGGAGAGAGAAUUGGAAAGAGAGAGACAAUUCGAGAGAGAAAGACAGAGGGAAAGAGAACGUGAACGUGAGAGGGAACGUGAAGAGGAAGUUCGACCUCCCAGGGCACCUACUCCUCAAACACCAGCUCAUCCUCCACCUAGACCAACACCCGCGAGGCAAGGUUUCACCAUUGCCGAUAUUAUGCGUCGAUAGAGUAAUGGGAAUUUUUUUUUUGGGUAAUAUAAAAAUCCAAUUAUUGAUUUUUAUUAAAAAAUUUUGUUUAUUAAUUGAGAACAAAGAUUGGAAGUUGGAAUAAUUAAUUAUUAAUAUUUUGUCAAAAUGAAAAUAUUGGAGAAGCAGAUCUCCAUCUUAGGGUAUUGAGGCCAAGAUGAACAACAAUUUAAAAAUUUUUCAAGUUACUGUGAAACCGGUUACAACGGAAACAGUUGCCAUAGUAACCGUCGCCAUGGAAACGGUUGCUACGGAAAUAGUUGCCAUGGAAACAGUGGCUACGGAAAUAGUUGCCUUAGUAACCGUUGCCAUGGAAAGUGUUGCUAUGGAAUUAUUGCCAUAGUAACCGUCGCCAUGGAAACAGUUGCCAUGGAAACGGUUGCUAUGGAAUCGUUGCCAUAGAAACAGUUGCCAUAGUAACCGUUGCCAUGGAAACGGUUGCUAUGGAAACAGUUUCUUAGUAAUCGUUGCCAUGGAAACGGUUGCUACGGAAACAGUUCCUUAGUAAUCGUUGCCAUGGAAACAGUUGCUACGGAAACAGUUCCUUAGUAACCGUUGCCAUGGAAACAGUUCCUUAGUAAUCGUUGCCAUGGAAACGGUUGCUAUGGAAACAGUUCCUUAGUAAUCGUUGCCAUGGAAACGGUUGCUACGGAAACAGUUCCUUAGUAACCAUUGCCAUGGAAACGGUUGCUAUGGAAACAGUUCCUUAGUAAUCGUUGCCAUGGAAACAGUUGCUACGGAAACAGUUCCUUAGUAACCGUUGCCAUGGAAACAGUUCCUUAGUAAUCGUUGCCAUGGAAACGGUUGCUAUGGAAACAGUUCCUUAGUAAUCGUUGCCAUGGAAACGGUUGCUACGGAAACAGUUCCUUAGUAACGAUUGCUAUGGAAAUAGUUGACAACAGCAUUUCGGUAAAGUUCUGCUUCCCUUUUUGCUUCUUAAUUAAUACAAAAGCAAUGUCAUAUUCAAUUGAAGGCAAUUUUAUUAAGUACAAUUUAUUCAUUUUUCGAAAUGAAGAGUUUAAUACUAAGGAAAAAAAAUCAUGCGAGUAUAUUAUAUAUGUAUAUACAUAUAUAUAUAUAAUUUUUAAAAUCGCUAUUUCCGUUAAACUGUUAAUAGAUUAUAAGAGCGUUGGCGUAGAAAGCACUCGGCGUUCAAUUUUUCUGCGCCUCCAUACGAGAGAGGUGAACGAAUUUAUAAUUAUACGAAAUCGUUUUUUUUUUUAUAUAUAUAAAACUCCGCGCUAAAGGUGCAAUUUUAAAUAAUUUUUUUUCUUUUCCAGUGAUAUUAUUAACCAGCGGCAAAAAAAACGUAUAGCGUUUUUUUUAUGUUUUCUAGUUUUUAAUAAUUAUUAAUUUUUAUGAAUGAUAUACGAUCAGUCAUUGUUUUUUUUUUUUUUUUUUAAACAUAUUUAGAGGUGGACAAAACUUUGUAAAAAUGUAUUAAAAUAUCUAUAACCGGUGAAAAUUAUAUUUUUAAAACACUUUACAAAGUAUAUUGUUUUCGAUUUUUUUUCUUAAAAUUAUCUUAUAUAGUUAUUUUUUUUAUAAUUAUUUUAAUAAUAAAUAAUAGAUUUUAUUAAAAAUUUUUCAAACUUGAAAAUUUUUUUGAGAAAAUGAAUAUUUUAAUGAUAAAUUUUAAAAGUGUUUUUCUAUAAUAUAGUUUUGUGUAUAUAAAAUGCAUAGCGAAUAUAUUAUAUAUAUAAAUAUACUUAAAAUGUAAAAACUAGAUAUAUUUAAGAUUGCUUUUUUAUUAAAAAUAAAAAUGUAUUUUUAAAUUUGUCUUCCUCGACAAUGACUGACAUUUAGAUUUAAAAAAAAAAAGAAGGAAAAAAAAAUUUGUUAAUAGCACAUGCUGUUUAUUAAAAUCAAUCGUUUAUAACUUUUAAAAUAUUUGAUUAAAAUGUGUUGAUGCGACAAGAACCUGAUAUAUGUGAUAUCACAUAAGCGAAGAUCUGUGGCUUAUGUUAUAAUACAUUUUCAUUUUAAAUGUUACGUGAUGCGUAUUUUAUACCGGUGCUCAGUGGUAGCUUUUUUUUACAUUUUAAGAGAUCAACAGAAUUUUUAUUUAUAAGUAGUAAUUUUUUUCGAAGUAACUAAUGUGAAUAGAAAAUUUUGUGAAAUUUUUAAUUUUUUUUUUUUUUUAAUUUAUAUUGUUAAUUCUCAGUUUUUGUUCGUUACAAAAUUCUAUUGGUAGAAAAUAAGUUUUUUUUUUUUUUUUGAAAAAUUGUGUCUAAAAAAAAUGUUUUAUUAACUUCAAAGUUUUGGAAAUUUGAAAAUGAAGUUUAAAAAUAACAAAGAAAACAAAAGAUUCGUUUUUUUCAGGGAAAUAUAUAGUAUAAUUUGAAAAAUACAUAUUAAAGGAAAGUGUGAAGUACAAAAAAUCAUAUAUAUGUCAAACAGAAAAGAAAACACAUCAACUUCCUCGAAUUUUGGUUUCAAAUUUCCAAACUCAAUUCUAUCGUUUAUCAUUGUUUUCAUAUUUUUCACGCUGCGAAGACAAAAAUACACAGAUAUCGUCUACCUUCGAGUUUACAUAGGUUUUUCACGUAUAUAUGUACAUAUUAUAUACACCUUUUAUGCAGGUGUCUAUAUAUACAGGUAGAAAUAGUCGACGGCUUUGAGAUUCUAUUUAAAAAAAAAAAAAAAAAUUUUAAAUCCAUUGACAAUUGAUAUUUUACACAAAAAAUCCCGAAUAUUAUCAACAAAUUAGUUUUAUCACAUUUUAAAUCUUUACAACAAAAAAAAAGAAAAUUUUCUAUCAAUUAAAAAUAAAUGUUACAGAAAGAUAAAAAUUGAAAAAAAAUGUAAACAAAUUAAAAAAUUUGAAAAAAAUGAUAAUAGAAAUUUUCUUAUUUUUUUUAAACAGAACUCAAAGUUAUAGGAUGUGAGUUCGAUUUCGUGAGCGCGGUGAAUUUAAAAGAAAUUUUUUUUUUUUUUGUAAAAGAAGAAAAAGAUUGAGACAAAAAAAAUAGAAAUUUAAAAAACCAGAUUCUUUGUCCUUGUUGGAUAUGUGUAAAUUUUAAAUAUAAAAGAGAAUGCAAAUUUUUGUGGUCACGUGAGAAACAUGUGCCACUGUUUCGGUGGCAGGUGCAAUACCAGUAAAACCAAUGUUUCGAACAACUUUUAAAAUCUUGGUUUUUAUACUACUAUAUACCUGCUCUCGAACUUAAGAACUCUUAAAAAUCUUUUCGGACCCUUCUCACAAUUUUUGGCAGUUCCUUUCUUCUCCGAAGGAUGAACAUUAAGUGAUUCUUUUUCUUGGUUCAAAAUGCAUAUAGACCACAAAUGCCAUUGCGUCACAAAUUCUUUCUUUUUUUUUUCUAUCCACUAUUUUUCAAAAAUAAAAAAAACAUGAGCAAAAAGAUUUUUGUAAAUUGAAAAUUUUCAAAAAUUUUUCACCCCCUGGGACGUUGAAUUUUUUAAAAAAAGAAUUUUUUUUUCAUUAUAUGUGAUAAUUUUUGUAUAUGUAUGUAUGUAUGUAUGUGUGUGUGUGUAUGAAAAUUAAGGUCUUCCAAUAUGACGUUAUUUUUUCGUUUAGAAAAUUGCAAUAUAUAAUAGUGACGCGAAGUCGAAUAACUCCGUCCCUAAUAUUUAUAGAAUAAAUGUUUUUUUGAAAACAAAUUGAUAUAUGAAUAGUUCAUUCAUAAAAAUGUACAAUUUUUUUUUUAUUAUAUAUAUAUGUAUACAACGAAAGCGACGCAAAAAAUGACAUUUCAAAUGUAUGAUUGUAAUUGCAGCUUUCCUGUUAUUUUUUAGGACGUAAUUUUACGCCUUAAUUAAGUGCCUAUAUAUAUUUUUAGAUUUAUACGAAGCGUUGAUUUAAGAAUGUUUUUUUUUGUAAAUUAUAACUAAGAAGAGAACAAUAAAAAAUAGAAUCGAAAAAUUU